GAGGGAGUCAAAUCAGUCAGCCAAUCCAGCCAGUCCCUCUCAUUCAGUCAUUCGCUCCCUACACCGCCGCCAUACUGGAGCCUUCUACCUAUCUAAGUAAACUAGACGCAGACCCAAGCGGGAGGCCCCUCCAAAAGGAUCGGCUCACACCAACGCGCUUCUGCACGAGCUACGUCGAAGUGCAGCUCUCCUGCGUCGAGUGCGUCUGUCGAGACCCCUGCUUGCCAUCAUUGGCGCAGCAAACAGCCCGCCCAUUCCCGGGUACUGACUGGGCACCCUAGUCCACACCUCGUCCUUUGCCCGUAGCUAUCUUUAAAUAUUCCCACCAUCUCUCAUGACAUUCUUGUACCUACAACUGUAGCUCUUUGGAUAGAGUAACAGUCCCACGUCAACCAGAAGACCCUGAUUUCUCCCAAAACUUAUCAGUUACAGUAUUUUCUAAUUCUGUAUCAUGGCGCCCCGCUCGAGUAGACAUCGUCAUGAUCGUUAUGACGACCCAUACACAUUCGAUGAUCCCUAUAUUCACUCACCACCAACAGACCACAACCAGCCAGCCUAUGAAUACAUAGGCACCGACGAACCUCUCUCUCCGCGCCGCGGCUCUCCAGCCCGUCAUACAUCUUCGCCAGAUCGCGAUAGGGCGCGACGAUACGCUCGCACAACUAGCCCUCCGCGACACUCAAGACGCGACGCCGCCUAUUCCCCUCCCCACCAUACGUCACAUCAUUCAUCAUCACCCCGCACAAAAGAUAGAGACAGGGAUAGGGACCGCGGCCGAGACCGACACCGAGACAGAGACAGCGGCCAGGAUACCAGAAAGAAAUCUAAAGGAAGGCACUUUUACACCGACUUCGCUGAACAAAACCCGAAACUGCAGGGCUUUGGCAAAAAAGGCCUGAACUUCCUUAGUGAAGCGGCUGCUGCCUAUGCCGCGGCGCAAGCUGGUAAAGAUGCCGAGAAGGGUAGAUCAAGUCGGUCAGUCGACCGCCACGACCGAGACGACCGAUCUAGGCGGCACCAUAGACGGCAUGCCUCCAGUCCUUCGCUAUCUCCAUCUCCACCACCCCGAAGACGACAUUCCACCCGUCAUGGCGACCGGGACAGAUCCCGUCACCGUGAACACGAGCGCCGGCGCCGACACAGCGCAUCACCACCCCCACUAAGUCGAAACCCAGACUCGUACCUCGCUUCACAACGGUCCUCAACUCGCAGCCGAGAUCGAGACCGUGGCCGGAGCGGAAGACAUCACCACCGCCGUUACUCACCUUCCCCAUCGCCGUCCCGUAGCUCUCGCUACCGCAACAGCACAGCACCGCCUGCAAACCCUGCUGCAGAGCGGUGGCAGAUGGCAGCCAAGGCGGCGAUAGAAGCUGGCGGCCUGACCGCUUUCAGACUGCGUAAGCAACCGGGAAGCUGGACGGGUGAUAAAGCGGCUAAGGUAGCUACCGCCGCUUUAGGUGCCGCGGCUAUGGACGCAUUCAUGGAUCAAGAUCCUCGUGGCUCCAGGGGAGGCAUGAAAGGCAUGGCGGAGAAUGCCAUCAGUAGCCUUAUCGCGUCGCAGAUCAUGGGCAAGGGCGCCAAGCGGAAGGGGCGCGGCCGCUUCUAGAACAUGGUUGCCGCCCUUUCCCAAUCUCAGUUGCCUCUUUCAUCCUUUUCAUCUUUUUCAGAUUUGUCUUUCUACUGUAUUUCUGCCUGGCGUUCUUCCGGUGCGGUAUGACCGUAUUUCAUUACCUAUUUUACGAUGUUAACGACACACCUUUUUAUCUAGCGUAGACAAGAUUU
This is a messenger RNA of Xylaria bambusicola, 1782 nucleotides long. RefSeq lists its product as uncharacterized. The transcript has a single exon. The record is from RefSeq and is a predicted model, not a curated record. Bases 452 to 1606 code for a protein of 384 amino acids. Lineage: Eukaryota; Fungi; Ascomycota; Sordariomycetes; Xylariales; Xylariaceae.